This is a messenger RNA of Rhagoletis zephyria (snowberry fruit fly), 1032 nucleotides long. The record is from RefSeq and is a predicted model, not a curated record. Lineage: Eukaryota; Metazoa; Arthropoda; Insecta; Diptera; Tephritidae.
AUGGUUAACUUUCACCGCUUCACUAACUUCAACUACAGCUCCUCGUUGGAUCGCUUUAACGCCUGGCUUGCCAAUCAUGAAACUAAUGUCACUGUUAUCAACCACUUCAACUCCACCAGCCCUAUGCUGUUUAUCAGCGGUUCGCAAGUAAAGGUGGUGCAGGUAGAGCAGGCAGAUAACAACAGCGCUGACAACCAAGAUAAUGAGUUGGAUGAGAUUGAUAAGCGUAGAGUGGCAAAAAAUAGGAAGACUAAAAAAGAAGAUGAUGAUGAAGUUGAUGAUGAGGAAAGUGAAGCCCUGGUGUACCUCAGUGAGAAGGAGGGUGAAAUGGAGGGCGUCGACUGCGCCUACGGAGCCACCUUUCUGAUGACCGCUCAGGCGAGACGAGACACAGUGCUGAUCGGGGAGCGGCAGAGGCCGCCCAGUCUGCUCUGGACCGACUGGCGACUGCAAAGUACCGGCCAGAACAUCACUGAAACCUGUCGUCGAGCAACGUUAGCCAACUCAGCUGAGCUUGCCCACCAGCUGCCGCAAAAGUUCUACUUUGCCUAUGACUACAGCGAAUCUGCUAAAAAGCGGAAUUUUUCAUCACCGAAUAAAAUCUCGGGAAAGGGUGGAACGCCAGAAAUUGAAUUUCAAGAACCUCACUCCCCUUCAAAAUCACUCGUCAACAGCAAGGAGGGAACAAGCAAGCAAGUAACCCUCCUGCCGCAACUGGCCCUCUCCUACCUGAUCGCCUAUCGCACCACCCACGACCGGAACUACCGCGAGUUUGUCUGGGAGCACUUUCUCGCCCUGCAGGACUACAUUGCCUGCCAGGUGGAGGCCGGCACCGGACGGCUGCCCAACUUUCAGGCACUGGUUGAAGGCAGUAGUGGUUUGUCUGCAAAGGAACUGGCUUCCACCUUCUUCGGCCAGACGAUGCGCUACCUUUUCCUCGCUUUUGAAGAGGAGUGGACCUGGCCGCUCAGUCAGUACGUGAUCACCGCCUCGGGCAACCCGAUCAAAAUUCUGCCAAAGUCGAUUGAGUGA